UUCAAAACGGAAAAAUUGUAAUUAUUGAAACCCCUCGAACUUGACACUUUGUUACAGUCUCGUUACGAAAGUGCCUCUUCCGCUUUCAUAUUUUGGACAAAAUGGAGUUUAGUGAAAGUUGGAUUUAUUUUUAUCUGUUUGCUCUUAUGGCCAACCAUUCGAAGGGAAACGCAUCAGUUGUUUCGACUCCUGCGUGUUUGUUAAUGCAGAGAGCAACAUGUGGUUUAACCAUACCUGAUGAUAGCUGUGUAAAAAGGAUAGAUGAUUUUGUCGUUACAAUGGCUCUGUAUGGUACCAAAAGUGAUUGUGAAAAACUUGACCUCAGUCCUUAUAUAAGCUGUCUGAAAGAACUCAGAAAAGCAUCCAAGUAUGUUGGUAUCUCUGGGGACUACAUAUUAGACUACCCAUGUAUGUCAAAAGGCUGUGGUAUUAAUGCAUCAGAUUGUGGAAACAUCUCUAAUAAGCUAACAUCUACAAGCAUACACUUAACAGAUGAUGAGACUUUUCUUAUGUCGCCAGCUGGCCUCGUAAUUAUGUUCCUUGGAGGAAUUUUAACAGGAGUUCUUGUUACAUCUGUUAUCUUUAUUGGGUAUAUUAGAUGGAUGAAAGACCAGACUUCAAAACAGGAAAAUACGUACUUAGAUUUAGACCUGAGCGUUGACAAUGAAGAGAAACAGCCAGAGCGUACGCAAAGGGGUUCUGUAGCUUUUGUCAGAGAGAUAGCGUCUGUUUACUAUAGUCAACCAGUCAAUGUUGGAGAGGAAUCACCAAAAGAUCGUUCUUCGUCAUCGGUAAGAAGUCGAAUAUUUUCAUGGUCCUCAUCAAAGUCGAGAAAAUCUUUUACUGACAGAAAAUCAAGCCUGAAUAAAAUACCACAUAACAGUAAAUCUGCAGCAAAACAAAUGUUCUCCUAUGAACAACCAGUUCCUGAAGAAGGCAACGAUUAUGUGGACCUAGAUUCUCCAACUACCUCAACGCAAAAGUUGGAUUAUGAAAACGAGAAUACUGAACAUAAAAACAAAAGUAAUCCAAUUACAUUCAUUGAUGCAGAUGAGGAUCAAACAAAAAAUCCAUUGAAUGUGCUAGAAAACCAGACUGAAAAAUCAAUUCACAAUUAUGCAACAACAGACGAAUUGCAUAGCAAGACUGAAAAUCCUUACAGUGAUAAUAAACAGAAAACGACCGACCAAAUUUGACGAUGAUUUCAAAUAACAUACAGUUUUUCAAAGCAAGUUUUACAUCAAGUUUCAGAACUGUUCCAAUAUUUAAUCUUAGUUAGGAACAAAUUCUGAAAAUUCUAAAUCAAUACAAAAUGUGAAAUAAUAGAUCAUAUACUAUUUCUUCAAGCAUUUGCCUAUAUCCGUCCUUUAGUUCUAGACUGAAAUAUAAAUCUAAGGAAAGAAA
Molecule: messenger RNA, 1404 nt
Organism: Mytilus californianus (California mussel)
Lineage: Eukaryota; Metazoa; Mollusca; Bivalvia; Mytilida; Mytilidae
Exons: 8
Coding region: 102-1196 (364 amino acids)
Source: RefSeq, a predicted model, not a curated record